Penicillium angulare is the source of this 1065-nucleotide messenger RNA. RefSeq names its product recombinase DMC1. Bases 1 to 1065 code for a protein of 354 amino acids. Gene Ontology annotation, cellular component: nucleus; condensed nuclear chromosome. Lineage: Eukaryota; Fungi; Ascomycota; Eurotiomycetes; Eurotiales; Aspergillaceae. Gene Ontology annotation, biological process: DNA strand invasion; reciprocal meiotic recombination; DNA recombinase assembly. The transcript has 8 exons. The record is from RefSeq and is a predicted model, not a curated record. Gene Ontology annotation, molecular function: ATP-dependent DNA damage sensor activity; double-stranded DNA binding; ATP binding.
AUGCCAGGCUCAGACGUGGAAGACGGAAUUAACGACGAGGAUUUCAUCGUCGACAUCGACGGCAUCCAGUCUCAUGGCAUUGGAGCAGCAGACAUAACAAAGUUGAAAGCCAAUGGCUUCUACACCGUUGCCUCCGUCCACGGCGCUACACGCAGAACGCUUCUCAAAGUCAAAGGAUUCAGCGAAGUCAAAGUUGAAAAGAUCAAAGAAGCUGUUCAAAAAUGCCUACCCUCCGCAUCAGGCUUCAUAACCGCAAUGGAACUAUUCCACCAACGCAAAAAAGUCGUCCGAAUCUCAACAGGAAGUAAACAAUUCGACUCAAUCCUCGGCGGCGGCUUCCAAAGCAUGAGCAUAAGCGAAGUCUUCGGCGAAUUCCGUUGCGGAAAAACCCAACUCUCCCACACAAUGUCGGUAAUAGCUCAACUCCCUCGUUCUUUGGGCGGCGCAGACGGAAAGGUCGCCUACAUAGAUACUGAAGGAACAUUUCGGCCUGAACGCAUCGCACAGAUAGCAGAGCGCUUUUCUAUGGAUCCCGAUACUGUGCAGGAGAAUAUUGCGUACGCACGUGCGUUGAAUAGUGAGCACCAGCUUGAGUUGCUUAAUACGCUUAGUCGGGAGUUUGUAGAUGGGGCGUAUCGGUUGCUUGUUAUUGAUAGUAUCAUGAAUUGUUUUCGGGUUGAUUAUUGUGGGAGGGGGGAGUUGGCUGAGCGGCAGCAGAAGUUGAAUCAAUUUUUGAUGAAGGUUGCGCAUAUGGCUGAGGCUUUUGGUUGGACGGGCUUUGGGGUUUCGACUCAUGCUAAUAUGAUACUAGAGUUCAAUGUCUGUGUUCUCAUGACGAAUCAAGUGCAGAGUGAUCCUGGUGCUAGUGCUCUGUUCGCUGGUGCGGAUGGCCGCAAGCCUGUCGGUGGUCAUGUCCUUGCUCAUGCGUCUACAACUCGUGUGCUGCUGCGAAAGGGUCGAGGGGAAGAGCGGGUAGCUAAGAUUCAGGACUCGCCAGACUGCCCCGAAAGGGAAGCCACAUAUGUGAUCACGAAUGGAGGUAUCAACGACCCUGAUAAGAUUUGA